CUUUAAGCGUCUCCUCGGCAUCAUCGCGGACUCUUUGUGUGGCUUCACAGAAGGGAAAUACUGCUCCACGCAGACAAAGAGCCGAAGUGAUCGUUGCAGCGUCGGGUUCAUCCAAUGAUCAGGACCUCCGCCCAUCAUGGACCAAACCGAACCGGCGCGCUGCACCGUGUGCUGCUGCACUCUGGUCAACAGAGUCCUCAUGGUGCUCUUCAUGGCGCUGCUGAUCCUCGCCAUCUUGUCCGGCAACCUGAUGACUCUGGCGGUGGUUCUCGGGACCAAACACUUCCACACGCCGCAGGGGUACCUGAAGGCGUCCCUCGCCGUGGCCGACCUGGCGGUGGGGGUGUUCGUGGUGCCGCUCUCCGUCUACGCCGAGGUCUACCUCAUGGCGACCGACUCAGCGCCGGAGUGGACCUUGUAUAACUCGCGGUCUGCGAGUUUCCACCCGUGCAACGUCAUCGGCCCCGUCUUCGCCGGCUGCACCCUGGUCUCCAUCUCCACCAUUUUCCUGCUGACCAUCGAGAGGAGCAUCGCCGUGUUGAGGCCGCUGCACAAGGGCUCCGUCAUCACGCGCAAAAGGACCACCGUCCUCAUCGUCCUCUCCUGGUUGGGGAGCUUCUUCUUGGCGGUGUCUCCCAUGGUCUUCAGCAGCGAGAUCGUCCUGGAGUACAACUCCUGCAGCCGCAUGUGCAACUACGCGCUGGGCACCAUCGGAGAGUUCCCGAGCCGGGCCUGGAACAUCCUGCUGCUCUUCCCGGUGUUUGACUUCACCCUCCUCGGCGGGACGGUGGUCAUCAACGUGGUGUCGAUGUCCAGCAUCAGGCAGCACUCCAAGCGGAGGAAGCACCUGGCCGAGAGGGAGCACCAAAGCACCAACAAACCCACCUUCUCUGACAUCAAAGCGGCCAAAACCAUCGGGACGCUGACCUUGGCGUUCACCGCCUCGUUCGCCCCCGUCGCCGUCUUCGUGGUCGGGAACGUUUUGGGGAAUAAGUGGUGCAACUUUUCCUUCUUUGCCUUCUGGAUUUUAGCCACCAACAGUUGCUGGAAUGUCAUAAUUUACAGCGUGAGGGAUCAGAAGUUCAGACUUUGCGCCCACAAGCUGCUCGUGCCUUUCCGGAGAGAAGAUGCCACGGCGGGUUAAGAUCCCACGACCCGAGCGCCAUUCGGCUGCUCCUCCGUCACUCAAGAGUCUUUCUCCACACACACGUUGUGUGUCCUCUUCAGGGACGAGUCUGCAUGUUUUGUGGAUUGCUGUUGUGAACAUACGUUGAUGAAAAGCAUGGAAAGUUUUUAGAAGAAAAAAUACAAAAAACGAAAUUCAGAUUUCCUGAAAAUGACACUUGUUGAUGAUUUACUUGAUGUCUUUGAACAGAUCCCCUAAUUACACUGUUGGACAACCGUAACUUGUUGAGUUGGCUGAACUCAACAUUUGUUUUAAAGCACACGGAUAAUAAAUGUAGACUUUGUGUUUUCAACAUUAAACUAAAAGUUUGAAUUUCAGCUUCUUCGUCUCAUCGCUUCAGGUGUUGGAAGACGAGGUCGGGGAAGCGGAGAAAUGUUCCGUUCUCACGCCCAUGAAACUGUGACGAGUGUUUCCCCCGGUGGUGAAAUGUGUAAAUGUGAACAUCCAGCAUGGUUGAGAAGAUGGAGAAAGAAGCUGCAGCCUACAGAUCACCGUGUUGAGGUGACCCAGAGUUCACAUUUGAAUGUGUCACCAGUCCACCGGAGGCUGUACGUGAAAACCUGUGCAACAGGUUGUGUGUGGUUCUGAUGUUCUGAGAGAUAAGAAACAUUCAAGGCUGUUGAAUUAUUUCAAACAUUCCGGAAAACCAUCACGGCGCUGAAAGCAGCAUUCAUCACUCAACAAGCUUCAACGAGUGCUGUCACUGCAGAGAAUGUAGCCUUCAUCCUGUGAAGAGCGCCGCAAUCUCACAGAGGAGAUGAAAGGGAGACACGGAGCGUUCAGGGAAAGAUGAAAGGGACCAGGACCAGAAACCAGGACCAGAAACCAGGACCAGAAACCAGGACCAGAACCAGGACCGGGGAGGGGCGGACUCUCGGACAGAUAAAAAACGUAAAAAAUCAAACUAUCUGGUGAAAUAUUUUCCAAAAGAACAUCGUAGAAGACAAUUGUUUUCACUAACCACAUGUUUCCAUCUUCCAAAAACGUUUGAUGCAAACACACACUGUGUGUAAGAAGAACAGGAAGUGACCAUAUAAGGACUGAGGAGGCCGAAAGGUUCCAUUCUUGCCCGUUACGUGAAUACCUUUCACAAUAAAAGUCUGUCUUCAGAGGAAACAACUUAGUUAUGUUUUAUAAACAUAAUGAAAUACUUAGUUGUGUAUUUGAUGUCGGGGUAACACAUCACGUCAGGGUUAGCUUCACCUUUCAGAAUGCAGGUUGAAGCUUAAAAUUCCAACAUUGUCUCUU
Molecule: messenger RNA, 2434 nt
Organism: Pungitius pungitius (ninespine stickleback)
Lineage: Eukaryota; Metazoa; Chordata; Actinopteri; Perciformes; Gasterosteidae
Product: beta-1 adrenergic receptor
Exons: 2
Coding region: 137-1144 (335 amino acids)
Biological process (GO): G protein-coupled receptor signaling pathway, coupled to cyclic nucleotide second messenger; adenylate cyclase-inhibiting serotonin receptor signaling pathway; chemical synaptic transmission
Cellular component (GO): dendrite; plasma membrane
Molecular function (GO): neurotransmitter receptor activity; G protein-coupled serotonin receptor activity; serotonin binding
Source: RefSeq, a predicted model, not a curated record